AUGGGUUCCCGCUGUGCCAAGCUCAACACAGGCCACAGCCCAGGCCACAGCACAGGCCACAGCAUGGGCCAUGGCCGGGGCCACGAAUCCUCCAUGAAGAAGCUCAUGGCCUGUGUGAGUCAGGAUAACCUCUCCUUGUCAUCAGAGGGCGAGGAAGAGGAGGAAGAGGAGGAGGAGGGGGAAGAGGAGGAAGAGGAGGAGGAGGGGGAAGAGGAGGAGAAAGAGGAGCUGCCGGUGCAGGGCAAGCUGCUGCUGAUGGAGCGUGAGCGGCAGGAGGAGGGCCAGGACAAUGCCGAGGCCCAGCAGAACCCCGAGCCCAAGCAGACACACUCCUGA
Messenger RNA from Nomascus leucogenys (northern white-cheeked gibbon), 336 nucleotides. RefSeq names its product protamine 3 (gene PRM3). Gene Ontology annotation, cellular component: cytoplasm. NCBI's taxonomy places the organism in Eukaryota, Metazoa, Chordata, Mammalia, Primates, Hylobatidae. The record is from RefSeq and is a predicted model, not a curated record. Gene Ontology annotation, biological process: flagellated sperm motility.